CAUCAGAGAGUCAAAAAUAAGAAUGAAUCUGAACCCAGUUCUGUGUCCUUAAGCAGCGACAUAUCCAUGCAUCACAUCCUUGAGUUCUCAUCCAAACAUCCUUCUGCUUCAACAAGAGCCGAUGGGAGGAAGGAUGUUCCCAGUGAUUAUUGCGGCCGGCAGGAUCAAACACAACUGGACUCCAUAUUCACGCUGCUGGAGGACAAUAUUAUCGAUUUUGUGAGGAAGGAGCUCAAGAUAAUCCAGAAGUUUCUGAGCACUGACCGUCCAGAGCUCAUUGUGGGUCAGAGGGAGGAUGAAGAGGUGCUGGAAGGUGAUGAUGAAGAGCAGAGAAGGAACAACAGUAAAGCAUUAGUGAAGAUCGUCCUGAAUUUUCUGAAGAGGAUGCAGCAGGAGGAGCUGUCUGUCUGUCUGCAGAGCAAACACUGUGCUGCUGUUUGUGAGGCUAAACAUAAAUCUGCUGUGAAGAAGAGGUUCCAGUGUGUGUUUGAGGGGAUCGCUAAAGCAGGAAGUCCAACCCUUCUGAACCAGAUCUACACAGAGCUCUACAUCACAGAGGGAGGGACUGGAGAGGUCAAUGAUGAACAUGAAAUCAGACAGAUUGAAGCAGCAUCCAGGAAACCACACAGACCAGAAACAACUAUCAGACAAGAAGACAUCUUUAAAGUCCCACCUGGAAGAGAUCAACCAAUCAGAACAGUGAUGACAAAGGGAGUGGCUGGCAUUGGGAAAACAGUCUUAACCCAGAAGUUCACUCUGGACUGGGCUGAAGGCAAAGCCCACCAGAACAUCCAGUUCAUAUUUCCAUUUACCUUCAGAGAGCUGAAUGUGCUGAAAGAGAAAAGGUUCAGCUUGGUGGACCUUGUUCAUCACUUCUUUACUAAAACCAAAGAAAUCUGCAGCUUUGAACACUUCCAGGUUCUGUUCAUCUUUGAUGGUCUGGAUGAGAGUCGACUUCCUCUGGACUUCCAGAACCAGGAGAUCCUGACUGAUGCUACAGAGUCCACCUCAGUGGAUCUUCUGCUGACAAACCUCAUCAGGGGAAAACUGCUUCCCUCUGCUCGCAUCUGGAUAACCACACGACCUGCAGCAGCCAAUCAGAUCCCUCCUGAGUGUGUUGACAUGGUGACAGAGGUCAGAGGGUUCACUGACCCUCAGAAGGAGGAGUACUUCAGGAAGAGGUUCAGAGAUGAGGAGCAGGCCAUGAGGAUCAUCUCCCACAUGAAGACAUCAAGAAGCCUCCACAUCAUGUGCCACAUCCCAGUCUUCUGCUGGAUCACUGCUACGGUUCUGGAGGACGUGUUGGAGACCAGAGAGGGAGGACAGCUGCCGAAGAUGCUCACUGAGAUGUACAUCCACUUCCUUCUGGUUCUGUUCAAAGUGAAGAAGGUCAAGUAUGAUGGUGGAGAUGCAACAGAUGCAGACUGGAGUCCAGAGAGCAGGAAGAUGAUUGAUUCUCUGGGAAAACUGGCUUUUGAUCAGCUGCAGAAAGGAAACCUGAUCUUCCAUGAAUCAGAGCUGACAGAGUGUGGCAUCGAUAUCAGAGCAGCCUCAGUGUACUCAGGAGUGUUCACUCAGAUCCUCAGAGAGGAGAGAGGAGGACUGUUCCAGGACAAGGUGUUCUGCUUCAUUCAUCUGAGUGUUCAGGAGUUUCUGGCUGCUCUUCAUGUUCAUCUGACCUUCAUUAACUCUGGUGUCAACCUUCUGGAAGAAAGACAAACUUUUCUCUGCUUUUAUCAGAGUGCAGUAGACAAGGUCCUACAGUUUCCAAACGGACAUCUUGACCUGUUCCUCCGCUUCCUCCUGGGACUUUCCCUGCAGACCAAUCAGAGUCUGCUACAAGGUCUGACGUCACACAGAGGAACUAACAUCAAGACCAACCAAGAGGCUGUCAGCUACAUCAAGAGCAAGAUCAACGAGGAACAUCUUGCUGUAGAGAAAAGCAUCAAUCUGUUCCACUGUCUGAAUGAACUCCAUGAUCAUUCUCUAGAGGAGGAGAUACAACAGUCCCUGAGAUCAGGAAGUCUUUCUACAGAUAAACUGUCGCCUGCACAGUGGUCCGCCCUAAUCUUCAUCUUGCUGUCAUCAGAGAAAGAUCUCGACGUGUUUGACCUGAAGAAAUAUUCUGCUUCAGAGGAUUUUCUCCUUAAGCUGCUGCCGGUGGUCAAAGCUUCCAACCGAGCUAUACUGACUGGCUGUAACCUCACAGAGACGAGCUGCAAAGCUCUGGCCUCAGUUCUCAGCUCCCAGUCCUCCAGUCUCAGAGAACUGGACCUGAGUAACAACAACCUGCAGGAUUCAGGUGUGAAGCUUCUCUCUGCUGGACUGGCGAGUCCAAACUGCAAACUGGAGAUUCUUAGGCUAUCAGGCUGUCUGAUAUCAGAGGAAGGCUGCACUUCUCUGGCAUCGGCUCUGAGCUCCAACCCUUCACAUCUGAAAGAGUUGGACCUGCGCUACAAUCAUCCAGGAGAAGCAGGCUUGAGGCAGCUGUUGGCUGGACAGAAGGAUACACACUGGAGACUUGAAACUCUCAGGGUGGACCCUCAUGGAGACCAAUGGUUGGUACCAGGUUUGACAAAGUAUUCCUGUCAACUCGAAAUCGACACAAACACCGUGAACAGCAAACUCAGACUGUCUGAUGGCAACAGGAAGGUGACACGUGUGGAAGAGGAACAGUUAUAUCCUGAUCAUCCUGACAGAUUUGAUGUCUGGCCACAAUUACUGUGUCAAAAUAAACUAGAGGACGGUCGUUUUUACUGGGAGGUUGAAUGUAAAGGAGAUGUUACUAUAUCUGCCAGUUACAGAAGAAUCAGGAGGAAAGGAACCAGUCAGGAUGUCGUGUUUGCAGUGAAUGAUCACUCAUGGAGUCUGACAUGUUCUAAUGAUGGUAGUUACUCUUACUGUCACAAUAAGAUACAAACACCCAUUUCUACCUCCACAUCCUCGUCCCCCACCCACUCUCCCUCUUAUUUAUCCUACUUCUUUUCCUCUCCAUCCUCCUCAUCCUCUGUCUUGAACAGAGUAGCGGUGUAUGUGGACUAUCUUGCUGGCAUUGUGUCCUUCUACAGAGUCUCCUCAGAUACACUGAUUCACCUCCACACCUUCAACACCACAUUCACUGAGCCUCUUUAUCCUGGAUGUGGAUUGUGGUCUGAUUUCUCAGAGUUUCAGACCAUGUAAUGUCUUGUUUCUUAUCUUGUUUUUUUUCUGUUUGUCAUCAAAGCCUCACAGUGAAUAUCAGCAUGUUGUGCUGAAUGCAAACUGUAAAAUCAGAAAGAAACCUCCAUCGAUCCCAUGCAUCAAAUUCAGCAGAAAGAAGCAUUGUGUACCAGUUUAUGUAUCAGGUGGCAUUUGAUCAGACAGAGAAAAAAUAUUUUAGGAAUACAUUGAAUUUUAUUAACAUAAAAACUCCAGGUCCAGACCUGAUGAGGCAUUCCUCAAAACCUCAUGAACAGCAUCUGAAAAGAGGAAUCACAUUGUAAUUUCUACACUUCCUGUAUCCCUCAAAUGACUCUUUAAAAAAAUUCACUGGUGACAAAUCUGUGAAAGCAGAUCUGAUUCUGGCUCCUCACAACUAGCAGGGAUUCCGCCUUGCUGCACUCACAGACUGGCCAGUCUUCAUGCAGCAAUCCCUCCCAGCUGCAGUCAGAGUAAGGGAUUUCUUCCCUCCGUAACCACAAUAUAAAUUAUUCACACAUGCACAGGUAUGCCAAUGACUUGGUUACUGUUGUUGAAGUCUCUCUAGCGGACCAUAAUGUGAAGAACAAACUAAACUAAAACAAAUAUUUUUUUUUUAUCUCUGCUAGUUUCCUUUUGGUCACUUGUGCCAGUCGCCAGCCCAGAUAAAGGAGUGUUAUUUGAGAUUAAUAAAAAAACACAUUUAUUUAGAGUGUUUUUACUCACUUUGUCUUUUCCACAAGUACAAUUUUUGUCUCUCUUAUUAUAGUCACAAGCACAUUACCAUAUAGGCAGGUUAGGUAAUGACAUUCAGUAACUUCUAGCAAUUUUUAGAACACCCCUACUGAGUUGGCAUCGACUCACCGUGCCUGAAACAUGACUGC
This is a messenger RNA of Fundulus heteroclitus (mummichog), 4061 nucleotides long. RefSeq names its product NACHT, LRR and PYD domains-containing protein 12-like. The coding region runs from base 67 to 3180 and encodes 1037 amino acids. Gene Ontology annotation, molecular function: protein binding. The record is from RefSeq and is a predicted model, not a curated record. The transcript is spliced from 9 exons. NCBI's taxonomy places the organism in Eukaryota, Metazoa, Chordata, Actinopteri, Cyprinodontiformes, Fundulidae.